Messenger RNA from Exophiala bonariae, 1545 nucleotides. It is a transcript of the gene DBP5, whose product is annotated as RNA helicase required for poly(A+) mRNA export. The record is from RefSeq and is a predicted model, not a curated record. Gene Ontology annotation, cellular component: cytoplasmic stress granule; nucleus. The transcript is spliced from 4 exons. Bases 1 to 1545 code for a protein of 514 amino acids. Lineage: Eukaryota; Fungi; Ascomycota; Eurotiomycetes; Chaetothyriales; Herpotrichiellaceae. Gene Ontology annotation, biological process: poly(A)+ mRNA export from nucleus. Gene Ontology annotation, molecular function: RNA binding; ATP binding; RNA helicase activity.
AUGUCAGAAACUCCCGCUGAAAGCGGUUCUCUUGCAGACCGCAUUUCCAAACCAACUGGACCAAAUCCGACUGCUGAUGCCUUCCAACCAAAGUCUGGCACCUCAUGGGCCGACGAGGUUGCCUCUCCUGCCACAGAAACUCCUCCCAAAGUAUCUGAAACUUCAGAAGAUAUCCCUCAGGUUGAUGGCGCCACUGGUCCCUUUGGUGGUUCAAGUCUGCACGAACCAGACUACCAGGUUGAAGUCAAGCUGGCCGAUAUGCAAGCCGACCCAAACAAUCCUCUAUUCUCUGCGACAUCUUUCGAGCAACUUGGCUUAAGCGAAGACAUUCUCAAAGGUGUCAUGAGCAUGAAUUUCCGCAAGCCUUCGAAGGUCCAAGAAAAGACUCUACCCUUGCUGCUGCUCAACCCUCCCCAUAACCUGAUCGGUCAAUCACAAUCAGGCACUGGCAAGACUGCUGCCUUUGUCCUCAAUAUUCUGGCUCGUCUCGAUCUGUCCUCUGAACAAAUGCAGAAAACCCCUCAGGCUCUUGUUCUAGCCCCAAGCAGAGAACUUGCUCGACAGAUUGUUGGUGUUGUCAAAGUCAUGGGCGCCUUCGUUCAAGGUCUUAUUACUGAGGCUGCUAUCCCUCAGGAUGCUGCUUCUCGUGGCAAGAAACUUGAGGCCUCCGUUGUUGUCGGAACACCAGGAACUGUCCAGGAUAUGAUCAAGAAGAGACUCAUGGAUUCUAGAAGUGUUAGGAUCUUGGUUCUUGACGAAGCCGACAAUAUGCUAGAUCAGCAAGGCCUGGGUGACCAAUGUGUUCGUGUCAAAGCUUUAUUGCCAAAGAACAUUCAAACUGUCCUGUUCUCUGCCACCUUCCCCGACAAUGUCGUCAAAUACGCGAAUCAAUUUGCUCCCGGAGCCAAUCAAAUGACCCUUCGACACGAAGACCUGACCGUGGAAGGAAUCAAACAAAUAUAUCUGGAUUGUGACAAUGACCAAGCCAAGUAUGAUAUUCUCGUCAAGUUCUAUGGUUUGAUGACCAUCGGUUCCUCAAUCAUCUUUGUCAAGACUCGUGAGACUGCUCUUGCCAUCGAGCAGCGUAUGACUGCAGAAGGUCAUAAAGUUGUAUCACUCACCGGUGGUUACGAAGGUGCACAACGAGAUGUGAUUAUUGACGCUUUCCGCAUGGGUCAAGCCAAAGUUCUCAUCACCACCAACGUACUUGCUCGUGGUAUUGAUGUCCAAUCAGUCUCCAUGGUCGUCAAUUAUGACGUUCCAGACAAAUUUGUGGGUAAAGGAAAAUUUGUUGCUGAUCCUCAGACUUACCUCCAUCGUAUCGGUCGGACUGGUCGAUUUGGCCGUGUUGGUGUCGCCGUUACCUUUGUCAGCAGUCGAGGAGAUUGGGAGAAAUUGAUGGAAAUCCAGAAAUACUUUGCCACUGAGAUUAUUCAAGUGACAACCGAUGAUUGGGAUGAAUUGGAGGAUCAAGUUACCAAGAUCAUCAAGAGUUCCAGAGCUGGCGCCAAUUUCCAGGACGGAGCAAGAAUGGGAGGGACUUAG